AUGACACAGACAGAGUCAAGGUGGCAGCACUCCCGUGCCUAUACCCUCGCCAUCGCGGCUUUCAUGGGUAUUUUCAUGUUUGGUUACGAUACCGGUCUUGGAGGAGGCUUGAUAGUCCUCCCCAGUUUCCUCCGGGACUUCGACAUGUUGGAUCUCGAUAAGAAGGCACUCGCAGACAGAAAAGGAAACGUUGUUUCUAUCCUUCAAGGGGGAUGUUUGGCGGGAGCUCUGCUUGCUGCGCCUCUUACGAAUCGCAUUGGUCGCCAGAAGUGUCUCAUCGUGAAUUGUUUCGCUUUCUUACUUGGAGCCAGUAUCAUGACCGCUUCGCCCGGUAAUCUUGGAAUGUUCUACGGCGGUAGAUUCACAGUCGGUUUGGGUGUUGGCGCUAUGUCUAUGGUCUGUCCUACUUAUGUCUCAGAAUUGAGUCCCAAACAUAUUCGAGGCAGGAUUACUGGUCUCUUCCAGGUCGUCGUCGUAAUUGGUGUAGCUGCGUCGUACUGGAUCACUUACGGCGUGCAACAUAUGGCACCAACAUCAAUGCAAUGGCGAAUUCCUGUGGGGUUCCAGCUCGUUCCCGUAGGGUUGAUGCUAUGCGUGCUACCUUUUAUGAAGGAAUCUCCCCGAUGGCUAGCGACCCACCACCAAAAUGAACUGGCUUUGAAAAACCUCGCCUGGAUCCGAAAGACUUCAAUCGAUGACGUGUUUACCCGUGCGGAGUUCAACGAGAUCAUCGCCUCUGUCGCUGAGGAAGAGGCGGUCACUGGCGGUCGAUCUUAUAAAGAGGCUUUUGUACCUGGUAACCGAAUUCGAUUUUUCAUCGCGUUCGCCAUGUUCACUUUCCAACAAUGGUCUGGUCAGAAUUCAAUCAAUUACUACGCUCCUGAUAUCUUCAUUUCCAUCGGUAUCAAAGGUGCCAGUACCAGUCUUCUCGCUUCGGGUAUUUAUGGAAUUGUCAAGAUUGUGGCCACCGCUGUUUUCAUCUUCUUCGGUAUCGAGCGCUUUGGCCGAAGAUGGUCUUUGACUGUUGGUCUCGCUCUUAUGAGUCUCUUCCUCUGGAUCAUCGGAGCCAUCUUCAACACCAAUCCUCCCAACGUCAAUGCUACCAGCCCGUCUGGAGCUUCCAUCGGAAUGGCAGCUUGUAUUUACCUGUUCGUUAUUCCGUAUUGUUUCUCAGUCGGUCCUGUACCAUGGGUGUAUUGCGCGGAGAUAUUCAAUAAUCGAACUCGUUCAUAUGGUCUCAUGACUGCCAGUGCCACUCAAUGGCUUUGGAAUCUCAUUGUCUCAAGAUUCACUCCUAACAUCGUUCUCUCCCUGAAACACGGUGGUAUCUUCUUCUUCUUUGCUUCCAUCAACAUAUUUGCCGCGACCGCCGCAUUCUUCCUCCCAGAGACCAAAGGUCUGGCACUUGAGGACAUGGACGUUCUCUUUGGACUCGUUACUGCCGAACAAAGACAAGCUGACCUGGCUAGAGUCGAGGCUGGUCUCAGCGAGAAGGAACAGGAGCUGAUGAAUGACGAUAAGAUGUCGGAGACCCGGAUUGAGCGGGUCUGA
Kwoniella shivajii is the source of this 1551-nucleotide messenger RNA. RefSeq lists its product as uncharacterized. NCBI's taxonomy places the organism in Eukaryota, Fungi, Basidiomycota, Tremellomycetes, Tremellales, Cryptococcaceae. Gene Ontology annotation, cellular component: membrane. The transcript has 9 exons. Gene Ontology annotation, molecular function: carbohydrate:proton symporter activity. The coding region runs from base 1 to 1551 and encodes 516 amino acids. The record is from RefSeq and is a predicted model, not a curated record. Gene Ontology annotation, biological process: transmembrane transport; carbohydrate transport.